AUGGUGGAACACGCACUUGUGGACUGCUCCCAGGCGAGCGCCAUGCAAACCCUGCCGCCGCAGCCGCAUCGCGAGGAUGACGACCAACUCGCCGAUGAGUAUGUUCAAAAUUUCGAACUCGAUCACCUCGAGGAUCAUAACCUUGUGAAACGAGAGCCUCUGCGGACCGGAUGGAAUGAAUUAGUGGAGGCGCCCUCCGCCUGUGCCCGCGUCUGCCGCGCCUGGCCCGACGCGGGGCCCUACCCGCAGCCACACGUUGCCAUCGCUGUCGACCCGAGCACGCCGCCAGAAACGCCGCCGGUGCCCAUUGGCCGGAGCCCGUGCCGCGCGGCGCUCGUCGAUGACGUUCUGUGGUUACCGCACAUGAGAGAACCUUUAGACAUGCGCACCGUUCCCUGUGGCAAUUUUGAGGAAUGGGAUCGUCGGGAGUGGAGGGAACAGGAUCACCACAGCAUGCAGCAAGUUGCGCUCCGACCAGCGAGCUCCUGUUCGGCACUGUCUCCCCGUACCGGCGGCCAGCACCAGGGAUAUCAGACAUCCUCCUGCGGGGACGACCUCAUAAGUGAUGAGCUCCUUAUGACCCUGAGCGUACGUGAGCUUAACAAACGGCUGCACGGAUUUCCCCGCGAGGACGUGACGCGCCUCAAACAGAAGAGGCGCACGCUAAAAAACCGCGGCUACGCACAGAACUGCCGCAGCAAGCGGCUGCAGCAGCGCCAGGAGCUGGAACUGACGAACCGGUCACUGCAGGAUGAGUUGCAGUUACUGCAGCUGCAGGUGGCGCGCGUCACGCACGAGCGCGAUGUGCUCAAGCAACGGCUCUCGCUGAUGGGCCGCGAGCACACGGUGCCGCAGCACGCGCCGCCCACGCCGCACUCCUCGCCGGAGUUCUUCUCGGAGCUGUGA
Papilio machaon (common yellow swallowtail) is the source of this 906-nucleotide messenger RNA. RefSeq names its product transcription factor MafA. NCBI's taxonomy places the organism in Eukaryota, Metazoa, Arthropoda, Insecta, Lepidoptera, Papilionidae. Gene Ontology annotation, molecular function: RNA polymerase II cis-regulatory region sequence-specific DNA binding; DNA-binding transcription factor activity, RNA polymerase II-specific. Gene Ontology annotation, cellular component: nucleus. The record is from RefSeq and is a predicted model, not a curated record. The transcript has a single exon. Bases 1 to 906 code for a protein of 301 amino acids. Gene Ontology annotation, biological process: regulation of transcription by RNA polymerase II.